CGGGUGCGCACAAUCUCUUGACUUGACCCAGAAACAUGGGACGGCUACACUACUCUUGACAUUGCACACAUCUCGACUGCCCUCGCACACAUACACACGUCCACACGACACGCCGCCUGUCCGUGUCGGUGACACCGACGCCAUGUCCUCGACCACACCGACAGGCACAAGCGGCGACAGCACGCUCGUGCCGACGACGGGCCGGCGCCAUGCCUUCUCGCUCAACGCACGCCUUCCGCCAUGGGCGUCCAAGGCGCGUCCGAUGCUCGCCCCGGUCCUCACUGCAUUUUUGAGCUUUGUCUUCGUGGUAGUGCACCCGCUCAACCACCUCGCAGGAGAAUACUCUUUCCUCGUCUACACCUCGGUCAUUCUGUUCUACUUUCCCCGCGGGAGGGUGAGCCAGCAGCUUGAGUCUAACACCGUAAACUUCAUCGGGGCGCUGUGCGGCCUGACGUGGGCCACGAUUGGGGUGGCCAUCGCUGCGUACUGCGGCAAGACGUAUGGCUCCGAUUCGCCACAAGCGCGUGCGGUCCUCGCCGUCUGGCUUGCUAUCCUAUCGGCCGUUUGCGGCUGCCUCCGGAGCUGCUAUCCGCGACUCAACAUUGCAUGUCGAGCCGCUAUGUUCAACCCCAUCUUCCUCUUGACUGCGAGCCAAAGGAUCACCCAGUUCAAAGCGCACCUGUUCCUUGAUCAGUUCUUUGUGACGCUGUUCGCGUACGCCUUCGCCACCGCCUCCGGUGUCCUCUUCUCCGAGCAUUCGUCGUCGCCACUUCUCGGCCAACACCUCUUCAACACGGUGAAGACAGCAUGCGAGCUCAUUCCCGCAUCGUUAGGCACUAUCCUGGAGAUCGAGCCCGAGACCCCACCAGAAGCAAGCAGCAAUAGCAAAGAAGCUUCGGGUACGACAUCGGGAUCAGCCCCAUCGCCAAGACAAGUCGAAGAGUCGCUUGAGAAGCCGUCGUCCCGAACUCGACAACAGAAGCUCGCUCGGAAAUUGCGGGCCGAAAUCGCUACCACUCGUGCCACUCAUGCUUCGUACAUGCUCGACAUCGUCCGCGCUAGACAGAAGCCGGCCGCCCUCGAGCCGAUCAUCCACCUUCUGGCCCGAUUGCAACGCAACCCCUUGCUCGGCCCCACAGGACACGUACCAGGAGAGCGUAUCCGGCAUGCGCUGGAACGCACAUACGCCACUCCGUCGACACGUCCCCCGAGCCGAGCCAGCACGCCACGACACAGCAUGCACCGGCGGCAGGGAAGCCGUAGUCGGAGUGGGGAGCGUCAUCCUCGCGACCUCAUCCCCCACGGGUGGCAGGGCAGUCCGCGAGUCGCCGCAGAUGGCAGUCCAGAGACCGCGGAAGCCACGCCAGAUACCACCGCCAGUGACCACUACAUCGACGGCGUGCAGCUGGCCCAUCACCUGAGUCGCGUCGCCACCCACACCCAGCCGCGACACGCGUCGGGCAAUUCGCGAAACUCGCGUGGUCGUGGUGGACCAUAUGUCGACCCGGCUCGUGCGAAGCUGACCAUGGCGUGCACGGGCCUCAGUGACAGCAUCGUAGCUGCCAUGACCUCGGCCGCGGCCCAAAUGUCCGACGCCUGCGACUGGCACUGGGGAUUGGACGACCACAAGGACCCUGCCGAGGUCAAGGCCCAGCUGCAGACGUCUCUCAAGGAUCUCCAGCGACACCUGAGCGGCAUCAUUGACACGACGGACCUUGGCAAUGAGUUGCAGAAGAGCACGAGCACAGCCACGCUGGCUUCGCGCCUCUCGGCGAAGGGCGUCAUGUGGGAGGACGAGAUCCCAACGGCAGCCGACUGGCUGGACGAGGAGGAUCGCUUCCGCAUCGCCUUCUACAUGAUUGCCCUACUGGAUCUGGCCAAGGACACGCAGCACCUGCUCGGCUAUGCAGUUCAUCUGCGCCAGGGUGCACAGCCCAAGCACUGGAUCUUCCCUGCCAUCAUUUGGCCGUGGACCAAGGCGCCAGAGACGGCCAGACCUUCGAUGGACGGAGAAACAAGAGCCGAGGCGGAGGUAGGGGACGACUACGAGCGUGCGGAGGAUCUCGACUUUGUGCACACGCUUCUGCGCGAGUCGCGCCCAGCGCGUGUACAGACGGAGCCUACACUAGCGGGACGCCUGAUCUCGGCGUGGCGCUCCAUCUGGGAUCGGCAGGCGGUCGUCGUCGCCCGUGUGCUCGUGUCCAAGGCCCUGCACUCGAUGAAGCACUCUCACCACGUGCUCUUCGCGUUGAAGCAAACGAUCGGCAUCAGUCUGCUAUCCGUCCCAGCGUUCAUGCCAGAAGGGAACUCUGGGCGUCAUUGGUACGACAAGUCGCGUGGCCCGUGGAUGGUGGUCAGCUUCAUGUACGUGUUGGAGGUGACCACUGGUGCGACGUUGCGCAUUGGCUUUUAUCGAACCCUGGGGACAUUGAUCGGCGCGGUCGUCGGCUACGUGGUAGGUGUAGCACUCCGGCCGAUUCCACCUGCUAACCAGCAGUGCACUCGCAUCGCUGGUACGAACCCGUACGGCCUCGUCGCGCUCGCUACCGCCUGCGCCGUGCCAAUCUCGUACGGUGUGCUGUUCACGCACGUCGCGCCGAUGGCAAUCGUGACGGGCAUCACCCUCCCUCCGAUCAUGUUCAUCGAGUACCUCGGCCUCUCGGGCGGGCUGUCAGAGUUCACGCUGGCCUGGAUGCGUUUCGUGGACAUUUUCAUCGGCAUCUGCGCGGCCGUCGUCAUCGGGUCGUGGCUGUGGCCCAUCCACGCUCGCGUGCAGUACUUUGGUGCUGUGGCGCAGACGAUGGACCAGGUGACAGAAUACUACCUGCGCAUGAGCCGCGACCUUCUGCGCCCAUCGUUGGUGUACCAGGCCAACAGCAAGCAGUACAGUAUGGUGGAGGCCUCCGUACGGCGCAACAUUGCCCGGAGCCGCACCCUAGUCGAGAUUCAACGGCGAGAGCUGUCCCUCCUGCCGCGACCGGUCAAACUCUAUGCCGAGGUCAUUGACCUAACCGAGCGCCUCAUCGAGACGUUUGGAGAAAUCCGGACACUGAGGUUCAGUCUGCCGCGCAAGGCGACGGUGCUCGAUGUCCUGUCCAGCCGGCGAGAGCUCAUCUCAGCCAUCCUCGUCUGCAUCUGGGCCGUGGGCCAGUCGUUUCGCUCGCGCAGCCCACUGCCCCAGGUCCUUCCCUCCCCUCGCGUCCCGCUCGGCGAAGUAAUGGACGCGACCGACGAGCAUGCGCGGCAGGUGCGAAUCCUACGCGCACGCGAGAACAUGCGCCGGCGGGCUGGUGCCGAGGCAGAGGUCGAGCCGGCAGCCGGCGACGACGAUGGUGGCGAGUCGGCCAACCGCGCCGAGCUGGCCGUGCUCUACGGCAUGGCGGAGAAUGAGGCGCUGGGAGAGGCGAUAAACUGCAUUGACGAGCUGCUGGCCGCAGCGCGCACACUAUUCGGAACACAAUCAUUCCUAGACAUUCAUACAUUGCAUCCGCUGUAACAUUACUGUAUGCAUCAGGCGUGGACGUAA
Vanrija pseudolonga is the source of this 3526-nucleotide messenger RNA. RefSeq lists its product with no specific name. The coding region runs from base 143 to 3496 and encodes 1117 amino acids. NCBI's taxonomy places the organism in Eukaryota, Fungi, Basidiomycota, Tremellomycetes, Trichosporonales, Trichosporonaceae. The record is from RefSeq and is a predicted model, not a curated record. The transcript has 9 exons.